Messenger RNA from Paralichthys olivaceus (Japanese flounder), 8450 nucleotides. NCBI's taxonomy places the organism in Eukaryota, Metazoa, Chordata, Actinopteri, Pleuronectiformes, Paralichthyidae. The record is from RefSeq and is a predicted model, not a curated record.
AUGGCAGGGGACCUUGUGGUUGGGAUGCUCUAUAACUUAUUACUGCCAAUGCUCCUGCUGACUGCCUCUUCUUUCCGCUACAAUGGUCUGUCAGUGGUGUAUUUCCUGUUCCUGCUCGUCUUACCGCUGAUGCCAAAUCCCAGCCUGGUCACCAUGAAAGGUAAAACAGGGCAGUUUCUGCUGAUUAUCAUCUACACUAGUGUGAUCUUCCUGACCCUGCAGUGCUUCAUGCAGAUCCCCUUCACCUACAUCCCUCCACAUGUCAGUGGCCACUUGGAUGAUUUCCUCUGCCACGUGGGCAUUGUAAGAUUCAGCUCAGUGGAUGCAGGGGACAUUGCGCGUCUCAUGGCCCCAGACGUGGGCCUCUUCGUUUCUUCCCUUUUCGUUCUGAGACUCUGUAAAAAGCUACUGCGCCGCGUACCCCAAAUCAGUCUCCAUGAAAACGGAAUACCCCCGUCUGACCCUGAGGAGGUGGAGACGUCUGAAGCGGAGUCUGAUGGAGACAGUGACUCAGAGGGAUCCUCCUUUGACAGCUCAGAGGAGACCACGGUGCCGGUUCAGGCGAGUCCGCCCCAGUUUGUCCAGAAGCUGAUUGUGUUUGCAGCUGGACUGAGGCUGCUGCUGUCAGCAAUCAUGAACACAGCAGGGAAAGUGGUGGUGACCUUGUUGCUGGGGUUGGCAGGUAUCACGCUGCCUUCCCUCACCUCAGGUGUGUAUUUUGGGGUAUUUCUUGGGCUUGUGUGGUGGUGGGUGUUCAGCCGCUCCAUCAGCCUGCUGCUCUUCAGCUCUCUGUGUGUCAUGAUGGCCAUCUUCAGCGGGGGACACCUGCUGGCUCUGUACCUCUACCAGCUGCCCCUGUCCCAGCAGAUUGUCCCACCAGAAGACGUCUACGCCAGACUGUUCGGUAUGACAGGUAUAAUCAGAACCAACAGCUCAGACCGCAACUCUCUUGGUCUGCACCCACACGUCAGCUGGCCUGACUUCAUCAACCCUUUGGUUCUGCUGCUGCUGUACUACACACUGGUGGCUCUGCUGCACAAAUGGGUCCAUAUAACUGAAGAGGAUACUGUUGAUGGUGAGGAAUCUGAGAGUCCAGUGGACAGUCCAGACAUUCCUCCAAGCUUCUCCAGAGUCAUCUACAUCUCAGGAGAUAAACAGGAGCUUUUGAGCAGCACAGAUGAUGAAACCUAUCUACCUGAUGAGCCAAUGAUCUUAAUGACAAGCAGCUCCUGGCAAGAUGUCCAUAGUAAUGAGCUGGGAUCUCUGUUAGGAGGGGCCGGUUUCACAAACUGUCAUCCUCCGCCACAGUAUGAAGACAAAGACUCAGUGUCUAAUGGGCCAGAAAGUGAGGAUGAACUGGAGGAGGAGAGUGAGGAGGUCCUGAACAGUCCGGCAGAGACGAUGGCUCCUCCCUCAGGUCCAAGUGGUGUGGUCAUCUUUGGACAGUUGGUGCAAAAACACAGCUAUGUCAGUGCCCUGAUCAUCAUGAUGGUUUGGAGCAUCACCUACAACAACUGGCUAACCUUCGCCCUGCUGGUGUGGUCCUGCAUCAUCUGGAUGAUGCGAGAUCGCCGGCGCUAUGCCAUGAUAUCCGCCCCAUUCCUCGCCAUCUACGGCACCGUGCUGCUGGUGCUGGGCUUCCUGAGCAGCCUGCGCCUGAGCCGGGCCGAGCUCUACCCGGGUCUGCCCCCCGCCGUCAUAGUGGACUUCGACCUGAACAGCUACCACCCAGCGCCCUGUGUCCACCUGGGAGCAAAGGUCUUCUACAGCUUCAGCUUUUGGUUGAUGUUUCGACAGCAGCUGAAGGAAAGACUGGAAGAGCAAAGCUUAAAGGACGAGUCGCUAGAUGAAGUCAAAGUCAUGUCACUGGAGGAAAAUCCACCCUCACCUCUCAUAGCGAUGCUGCUCUCAGGGGUUAAAGGGACACUGGUGAAAUACUGGAUACUCUUCUGCUGCUCCAUGUUCUUUGUUGUCAGCUUCUCUGGAAAGGUGGUCGUCUACAAGAUCCUCUACAUUGUCCUCUUCCUCUUUUGUGUUGUCCUCUAUCAGGUCCGUUAUGACGUGUGGCGUCGGCUCCUGAAGACGUUCUGGGCCGUGGUGGUCGGUUACUCCAUGGUGGUGCUGAUAGCCAUUUACAUGUACCAGUUCAGAAGUGUGUCGGGGCUGUUUAGACAGAUCAUGGGCAUGUCGGAGGAUGGUCUUCGUGACCUGGGUUUGGAACGAUACGACACAGUGGAGCUGUUUGCGCGUAUUCUCCUUCCUGCUGCGUUUCUAUUGGCCUGUAUUCUUCAGCUACAUUACUUCAAUACAGACUUCCUGACGCUCACUGACCUCGACAACGUACCUGUCAGACAGGCUUCCAGAGAGGAACAACUCAGGGGUUCAGUCAAUGUGAUAUCUGAGAUCAUUAAAGAAAACAUUGAAAAGUUCCAGAAAAGACUUGUGAAGGAGCAAGAGGGAAAUGGGAAAAGUCAGGAGACUCUGGACGACAUCGGACCACAAACGUCAUUUGAGAGAGGAGCUGAGGAGCAAGAGGAGAUGACAGGAGAGGGAAGUGACCUCAGCAGCCAGGAUGACAAGUGGAUUGUGAUCGUGGACCGUGCAAGCCUGCUGAUCAUUCAGGCUCUGUCUGGAUUCUACAAGCUCCAGGACCUGAGCUGGAGACUGCUGGAGCUCCACAGCCUCAAAAUCGUUUCCACAGGCAUCAUUUGGGUGUCACUACAGGAGGUUUCUCUGAUGAACUUGGUCUUCCUGGUCCUGUGGGUGUUUGCGCUCCCGUUCCCACGAUUAAGACCUUUGGCGAGCAGCAUCUCUGCUGUGUGGGCCUGCGUCAUGGUAGUGUGUAAGAUGUUUUACCAGCUCAAAGUCAUCAAACCCCUCGAUUACUCCUCCAACUGCACCGCUGGCCUGGUGCCAUCCAACAGCUCAAGCCUGGAUGAUGGAUUCGGGUUGAGGGGGAACAUGGUGGAGCUGCUCAGAAGAUCUAUUCUCUACAUCGAGCCUGUAGACCCCAUCUAUUGGUGUGGAGCGCUGCGCAAGUGUGAGGGCAGGAUUCUCCCCUGUCUCAGGAACCAUCUGAUGAUUCUUGGGCUGCUGGUGUUCGAGGCCACUGUCCAUCGCCACCAGCUCUACUUCCGUCUCCACAACGACCUGAAGACCCCGCCCUUUAGCAUCAUCUUCCAGGGAAUCACGAGGCAGCACCUGGACCACGGUGUCCUGCCCUGCAUCAAGUACUUAAUCAACUUCUGCUUCUACAAAUUUGGACUGGAGAUCAGUUUGAUCGUAGGGGUCAAUGUGAUUGGUCAAAGGAUGGAUUUCUACGCCCUGCUCCAUUCUUGUGCCUUAUUGGCUGUCCUGUCAAGGCGCCGCAGGAAGGCUAUUGGGGAGGUGUGGCCUAAAUACUGCUGCUUUACUGCAGGGCUCAUGGUGCUGCAGUAUGUGCUUUGCAUCGGCAUCCCCCCCGCCUUCUGUGCUGAUUACCCCUGGAGAACUGCACUUAAACCUUUGACUUCUAAUGUCAUCAAGUGGUUUUACCUGCCUGACUUCGCCAUGAGACCAAAUCCUUUAUUCAUAUUCUACGACCACCUCCUGUUGCUGUGCUCGUCUCUGCAGUGGUUGGUCUUUGAGGAGGAGAACCGUGCGGCGGUGCGACUGCUGGCCGGAGACAACGUUGAGAUCAGCCGCAGUUUGGAUCCUUGUUCCUUCAACCAGUUCAUACCUGUGAAUAACUUCCUUCACUGCAGGUGCUACCUUGACAUGGUGAAGGUGUUUGUGUUCAGCUAUUUCUUCUGGCUGGUGCUCUGCCUCAUAUUCAUCACCGGCACCACUCGGAUCAACAUCUUCUGUCUUGGCUACUUGGUGGCCUGUUUCUACUUCAUGUUGUUUGGCGGCAGCGUGCUGAUGCAGCCUGUCAAAUACAUCCUGCGUCUGUGGGACUGGCUCAUCGGCUACACUUGCUUUGUGAUUGCCAUGAAGAACCUUCUGUCUCUCGGUUCUUGUGCGUACCUGGACAGCCUGCUGAAGAAUGGCUGCUGGUUAAUCCAGGCCUUCAGUAUGUUCUGCACCAUCAAAGGCUACGAUUUCCCUGAUCCUGAUGAUGAGUGUGAGCUGCCGGAGGGCGAGGCUGGCAUCGUCUGGGAUGCGAUCUGUUUCACUGUCCUCCUCGUACAGAGGAGGGUCUUCCUCAGCUACUACUUCCUCUAUGUGGUGUCGGACCUCAAGUCUUCUAAGAUAUUGGCCUCCAGGGGUGCUGAGCUGUUUGAGGCCAAGGUGAAGAAGCAGGUAGCAGCCAGACUGGAGAUGGAGAAGAAAUCUGUGGAGACGCUGAAGAAACAGAUGGAAAAGAUCAAAUCGAAACAGAAGCCCCCAUCAGCAAACAAAGCAGAACCUCCUACGGUUCAGGAGCAGGUGACGCUGGGUGAUGAUGAGAAGGCAAAGAGAGAUGCAGGAAAAUGGUGGAAGCCUUGGGUCUCUCAGCCUGGAGUGGAAAACAACUGUGGCUACCAUCUGUUUGAGAGCGACACGGAGGAGGAAGAGGAAGAAGAUCUAGAGAAGAAAGAGGAGGAGGAAGCACCAAAGAAGAAAUCUGCUUUCCAGCUGGCCUAUGGCGCCUGGGUGACCAGCUCCAAGACGGCACUGAAGGACCUGAAGACGGAUAAGAAGAAAAGAAAGAAAGAAGAGAAGAAGAGAGCAAAGAAAGAGCUGCAGAGACUGCAGGGCAUUGAUAGAGCGGACUCCAGUGAACUGGAGGAAAGCACUGUGGAGGAGGAGGUGGCAGAGGAGGAAAAAGAAAACAUCCUGCAGCGUGUCAUCAGCACCCUGAAGUUCAGCUGGGUGUUCGUUCAGUCUCUUCUCGACGACCUGACAGAGGGUCUCAACUCGUUCUGUAAAGACAACCUGGACAUUUCCAAAGUCCUGCGCUUUGAGCGAGCGUUACUCAACCAGCAGCAAAAGAAGGGCAAAGAGGUGAGCCAGCAGAGUGUAAAGCAGUUUUAUGAGAACUGGCUGUCCCGUCAGAACACACAGUCGUCUCAGGAUUACCUGGAUGACUCCUCACCUCCUCCAUCCUCACCAGCCAUCAUCUCUUCACACCAUGCAUAUGCCAAGCUGAAGAACCAAGCGUCGAAAGUGUCCUGGGGCAGCAGUGUUUCCAGCUGUAUGACUGAUGAGACGAUGCUGGGCUCCCGGCAGCCGACCCAGGAGGAGCUGGACGAGCCGCCCGCCGCCGACCAGCUCAGACGGAGGCUCCUGAAGACGACCAACAUCGACCUCAACUCCUUUGAGAUUGACGAUCUCUCACCAAGCUGUGAAGAUGGUGCCCUUCCAAAGGAAGAUCACAAACAGGAAGAGGAGGAGGAGGAAGACACAGAAGACGAGAAGAAACUUGAGCAAGAACAAGAAGAAACAGAGGAAGAAGAGAAAGACGACCUGCAUGAAGAGGAUCGUGAGGUCGAGAAAGAGCUUGAGCUGGACGAAGAACAGCAGCAGAGAGAAGAAGAUGAGUGCAUUGAAUAUCCAGAAUGCGCCUUGGUGGGUUUCAGGGAGAGUGAUGGAGAGAAAAGUCUGGACCUCACGGAGUCGCCCAGGCCUCUGAGUCAGGAGACGAGGAACCUCACUGCCAGCGAGCUUCUGCUCAACAACAUGUUUGAAAAUGAUGAGAUCUCAGACUCCGACAAGUUUUUUGUGACGUUGCCGAGGCCACUGAAGCUUCUGUUUGCCCUCUACCACACCAUGGUGUCCAAAUCAGAGAUGCUCUGCUAUUUCGUCAUCAUCCUCAACCACAUCGUGUCGGCCUCGUUCCUCUCACUCAUCCUGCCCAUUCUCAUCUUCCUCUGGGCCAUGCUGUCUGUGCCUCGGCCGUCCAAACGCUUCUGGAUGACAGCUAUAAUCUACACAGAGCUGACUGUUGUGGUGAAGUACUUCUUCCAGUUUGGUUUCUUCCCCUGGACCACCUCUGCCUACAGAGGCAUCAAUGCAGAGCGGCCCUUUGCCCUGCCCAACAUCAUCGGGGUGGAGAAGAAAGAUGGCUACGUCCUCAUGGACCUCAUCCAGCUGCUCGCUUUGUUCUUCCACCGCUCUAUUCUCAAGUGCCAUGGGCUCUGGGACAACAAGGAGGUCGAGAUGCCCGACUUCUUCAAGAAAAUGAAGAAGAAAGUGGACAAGAAGAAGAUGAUGGGUGGUGAUAAGAUGGGCAGCAAAGAGAAAGCUGGACGCCGGCUGAAGUUCCUCCCGCUUCAAGCCUCCACCACCUCCAUUUUCUGUAGACGAAAGAGACGCGACUCUGGCGGAUCUCAGGAUGAGGUGAAGCCCAAGAAGCAGCACAGCAAGAAGACAAGACGACAGCAAAACAAGGUCCCACUGACCAGGAAGCAGAGGAUCAGACAGCAGAUCAGAGAGAGGAUGCUUCGGGCCAAAGCUGCCAUCAUAGAAGUUGCCCUUCACAUUUAUUUACCCAUAAGGCAGUUUUUCUACGACAUCAUCCACCCAGACUUCAGUCCUGUGUGUGACGUCUACGCCCUCAUGUUUCUCAUCGACGUGGUCAAUUUCAUUGUGACUAUAUAUGGAUAUUGGGCUUUUGGGAAAUAUUCCGCAGCAGCCGACAUCACAGAGUCCCUGUCGGAGGACCAGGUUCCAGAGGCUUUCCUGGUCAUGCUACUUAUGCAGUUCGGCACAAUGAUAGUGGACCGGGCUCUCUACCUGAAAAAGUCCCUGAUGGGAAAGUGUGUUUUCCAGGUGGUGCUGGUGUUUGGCAUACAUUUCUGGAUGUUCUUCAUCCUCCCCGGGGUCACUGAGAGGCGGUUCAACAGGAAUCCUGUCGCUCAGCUCUGGUACUUUGUAAAGUGCAUCUACUUCGGCCUGUCUGCCUACCAGAUCAAGUGUGGCUACCCAAACCGCAUCCUGGGAAACUUCCUGACCAAGAACUACAACUACCUGAACCUUUUCCUCUUCCAGGGGUUUCGUUUGGUUCCCUUCCUGACAGAGCUGAGAGCAGUGAUGGAUUGGGUUUGGACAGACACCACUCUCUCUCUGUCCAGCUGGAUUUGUGUUGAAGACAUCUAUGCGAACAUAUUCAUCCUCAAGUGCUGGAGAGAGUCUGAGAAAAAAUAUCCCCACACUCCAGGGCAGAAGAAGAAGAAGGUGGUGAAAUAUGGAAUGGGAGGAUUCAUUAUCUUCGCUCUCAUCAGCAUCAUCUGGUUCCCACUCCUCUUCAUGUCACUGGUCCAGUCAGCAGCCGGGGUGACCAAUCAGCCGGUGGACGUCUCCAUCCAGCUCAGCAUUGCAGGAUACGAGCCUCUAUUCACCAUGAGUGCCCAGGAGCAGAACCUGGUUCCAUACACAGAAGCUGGAUUAAACCGGCUCACUAAAGUCUACGCUACUCAUCCAUCUGCCAUGCAGUUCAUAAUGAACUACUAUGCUGAGGACAUCAUCGUUGCUAAGAUCAAGAGUGAUGCCAGUCGGCUGUGGAGCAUAAGCCCGGCCAGUCGAGAGGCCAUGAUACAGGAGCUCACCAACUCCUCUCACAUAUACAUAACCCUGGGCUGGACGCUGCUAAGGGAUGCGUCCAUAUCGAUGAAUGCAGAGACGGUGGGAGAACACACUGUGAAGUUUGAAGACAAGACCUUGAGAGAGGGGAUCAUCCACAUGCUCAAAGGAAACAGCAGCAAAUCUGUGAUCAUUAACUCUCUGCUGCCAAAGUUCAUCAGGGGUCCCAAAGGAUCCGAAUCCAAAAUGGCGACCAGGAUGAAAGUAGAGCACUCAGACCGCCCAGACCUCCAGGCGCUCGCUUUCUUCAGGCCCAUGUCGGUCAAACUUCAGCAGGUCAACAGGACGUCAGGGAAGGACGCAGAGCAGUGGUGGGUGGUGGAGGAGUGCUCGCCUGUUCUCACCUCGUCUGAGCUCAAGUGUGAGAGUAUAGAGAUCGUGGUGUUCAGUGAUAAGGUCAGCCCCUCCAGUCUGGGCUUUCUGGCUGGACACGGCAUCGUGGGUCUGUACAUGUCCGUGGUGCUGGUCAUCGGAAAGUUCGUCAGGGAGUUCUUCAACGGGAUCUCCAGGUCCAUCAUGUUUGAGGAGCUUCCGUGCGUGGACCGGGUCCUGAAGCUCUGCACGGACAUUUUCGUGGUCCGGGAGACGGGAGAGAUGGAGCUGGAGGAGACACUGUUUGAGAAACUCAUCUUCCUCUACCGAUCGCCGGAAACCAUGAUCAAGAUGACCAGAGAGAAGAAAGACAGCUAGGGUGUGAGGAUAUAUCACCAAUCACUUGCCAUAUCGAUCAAGUUGUAAUAAGGAUGAGAAUCCAUUUCUCCGAUACUAAUCUUGACCUCUGACCUUCAUGGACAGACUUUUUUAGUGGAUCAGUAAAAUAUUUUCCAUUGUAAGAAUUCAUCCUUUUCCCGAUUUCAUUUAUAAACAUGUUUAAAAUUUCAAUAAAGAUCAUCGAUGUAGAUUUAACU